Messenger RNA from Fimicolochytrium jonesii, 1299 nucleotides. RefSeq names its product acyl-CoA dehydrogenase/oxidase. The transcript is spliced from 3 exons. Lineage: Eukaryota; Fungi; Chytridiomycota; Chytridiomycetes; Spizellomycetales; Powellomycetaceae. Bases 1 to 1299 code for a protein of 432 amino acids. The record is from RefSeq and is a predicted model, not a curated record. Gene Ontology annotation, molecular function: flavin adenine dinucleotide binding; oxidoreductase activity, acting on the CH-CH group of donors.
AUGUCCGCGACAACGUUUUUCCAGCUAGGGGACCGCGCCCAGAAGCUCAAGAAGAUCUUGGAGGACUUUGUCGAGUUCGAAUGCAUCCCUGCAGACGAAGUCUACCUCUCCAGCCGCGGAAAGGAAGGAUCGGCGGACAGGUGGAAAGUCAUCCCACCCCUGCUGGAGCAUCUGAAGAGCCGAGCAAAGUCUCUGGGACUGUGGAACCUCUUCCUUCCUAGCUACUACCCCGAAAGUCCCGGUUUGACCAACCUCGAAUAUGGCGUGCUCUGUGAGGUCAUGGGCCGGUCGCACACGGCUCCUGAGGCGUGCAACUGCGGCGCGCCAGACACGGGCAACAUGGAGGUGUUUGCGAAAUAUGGGUCUGCCGAGCAAAAGAAGCGAUGGCUGGUGCCCUUGAUGGAAGGGAAGAUCCGCUCAGCGUUCGCAAUGACGGAGCCGGCAGUGGCAUCAUCUGAUGCGACGAAUAUCGAGACGUCCAUCGUCAGGCAGGGCAACGAGUACGUCGUCAACGGCCGCAAAUGGUGGAUCUCAGGAGCCGGCGAUCCUCGCUGCGCUGUCUACCUCGUCAUGGGUAAGAACGACCCGGAUAACAACAACAAGCACAAGCAGCAGAGCGUCAUCAUCGUACCCGCCAACACUCCCGGUGUGACUAUCGUCAGGCCCAUGACGGUGUUCGGCUACGACGAUGCCCCGCACGGACACAUGGAGAUGGUAUUCAAGGAUGUGCGUGUCCCUCUCGAGAAUAUGGUGUUGGGCGAAGGUCGCGGGUUUGAGAUCAUCCAGGGCCGUCUGGGUCCUGGUCGGAUCCACCACUGCAUGCGAAACAUUGGCGUCGCCGAACGCGCCCUCGAGUUCCACUUGUUGCGCAUCACCGACCCUGCUCGCAAGGCGUUUGGCAAGACCCUUUCCCAACACGGCAAACAGUCCUUUGAUAUCGCACAGAGUAGGAUGGAGAUCGACCAGGCGCGAUUGCUGGUGCUGCAGGCGGCACAUACCAUGGAUUUGCAUGGCCCAAAGGCGGCUAUGAACGAGAUUGCUAUGGCUAAGGUGAUUGUGCCCAGCAUGACCACGCGGGUGAUCGACCGUGCUAUUCAGGCACAUGGAGCUGGAGGUGUGGGACAGGAUUUCCCAUUGGCUUGGAUGUACGCUACCACCCGGACAUUGAGGAUAGCAGAUGGCCCAGACGAAGUUCACACGAUCCAAAUCGCUAAGAACGAGCUCCGCAAAGUACAGGCCCUCAGAGAGAAGCACCACAAGCAAGAGGAGGCCGAAAAGAAGUUUGCACCCAAACUGUGA